Messenger RNA from Helobdella robusta, 306 nucleotides. RefSeq lists its product as hypothetical. NCBI's taxonomy places the organism in Eukaryota, Metazoa, Annelida, Clitellata, Rhynchobdellida, Glossiphoniidae. The record is from RefSeq and is a predicted model, not a curated record. The transcript has 4 exons. The coding region runs from base 1 to 306 and encodes 101 amino acids.
AUGAUAUGCAUGUGCCUCGUGUGUUGUGGAUGGUACAGCCUUUGUGGCAUGAAGGCCAAGGAGUGCUUGGAAAUGUUCCAUCUUAAAAUGGGUUCGCUGGGACGGCCCUGGCAAGUAAGCAAGGGUAGCAAGGCGAGCAGCCCCUUGCAAUGUCAAUGUCAAUCUCUUGUUCAGAAUGUAGUUGGUGACACGGUCUCCAUUGGAAACAAGUUUCUGACAUCCGGAACAACCGAAGGAGAAGUUUGGACCCAGCACUUCGGCUGCUUACAACAGAAGACCUCUUUGCCCUGCCACUGGCUACAUUGA